Molecule: messenger RNA, 1207 nt
Organism: Caenorhabditis angaria
Lineage: Eukaryota; Metazoa; Nematoda; Chromadorea; Rhabditida; Rhabditidae
Source: the annotation of a GenBank genome assembly
AUGAGCUAUUUUUGUUCCUCAUGUUUUCAAGUUAUUGAAAAAGGUGGACAUUUAUUCAGCUGUAAUAUUUGUCCCGAUUUCAAUUUAUGUGCUGAAUGUGAGAAGUCGGGGAAACAUUUGGAACACGGGCUUUUGCGAACUAUUAUUUCCAAUGGCGAUGUUUAUGAUGAUACUUCUGAACUUGAGGGUGAUGAAUUUGAAACAAUUCCAUCGAAUAAUCCGAUUUGCUCGAAUUGCGAUAGAGUUAUCAGAAAACACAUGUUCAAAUGUCAGAUCUGCAACAACAAUUUUGUGAUUUGUGAUAUUUGUGAAAAUCAAGGAAUUCAUCCGAAUCAUCCACUUUUGCGAAUUGCGAAACGAAAUGAUAGAAAUAAUUGUGUCUUGAUAAACCAGGCCAAAUUCGAAGUGAUAAAUUUGAAUGUGAAGGUAAUUUUUGUAUUCUAAAGUUUUUUUGUAUUCUCUUCUUCAGACGAAACCUGACUCAGAUCAACUAACUGAAAUUCUGAAAGAGGUGGCAAUUGAGAAUAAUCGAAUUAAUGAAGAGUCAUUGAAGAAUCCGAUUUGCUCGCGUUGCAAUCAAGUUAUCCUAACUCGCAUCUUCAAAUGCACAAUUUGCCAAAACAGUUAUUAUUGUGAUAAUUGUGAAAACCAGAAAAUUCAUUCAAAUCACCCACUUAUGAGAAUUCUGGACAGAAAUAAUGCGAAUAUUUGUGAAUUGAUGGAUCGUGAGAAUUAUGAAGCGAUGAAUUUGAGUAUAGCAAGGGUUCAAGAAGUUAGAGAUUUUUUAUUGAUCUCAAAGUAUAUCAGAAUAUUUCAGGCACUUCCAUGGCAAUCAAAAAUCCGUAUAACUUUUGACACUAUUUGGCAGACUGUCUCUAUCGAAGUUUACCCAUCCGAUCCAAUUUCUGUGAUUCAACCAAAAGUUCUAGAAAAUCUCGGAUGUUCGAUGUUUGCCUAUCGCGCUGUUUUCAAUUAUAAAUCUAUGAAAUUCGGCAAUACAUUCAGAGAUUACGAAAUUUCGAAUGGCUCCAAGAUUUAUGGAGUUAAAAAAUUCGGCACUGAUGAUGAAGUUGAAGAUGAAAGUGAUGCAAUAGAACGUGACUUGAUUAUCACAAUGACCAACAAAUUGCGUUUUGAUUUUCGCAAAAAAUUAUCUAUGGUUUUUAAAAACACGAGACUUCGUAGAAGAAAUGCGAUUGAUUCAUAG